Messenger RNA from Trichoderma harzianum CBS 226.95, 540 nucleotides. RefSeq lists its product as hypothetical. The record is from RefSeq and is a predicted model, not a curated record. NCBI's taxonomy places the organism in Eukaryota, Fungi, Ascomycota, Sordariomycetes, Hypocreales, Hypocreaceae. Bases 51 to 428 code for a protein of 125 amino acids. The transcript is spliced from 4 exons. Gene Ontology annotation, biological process: rRNA processing. Gene Ontology annotation, molecular function: DNA binding; peptidyl-prolyl cis-trans isomerase activity.
AACUUCACUCAUACAACUAUUGGCCGAUUCACUUACACAAGACCUAAACGAUGGGCAAGAACGAUAAAAAAUCCGGCGAUAAAGGCGGCGGCAAGGGAAAAGGCGCUGAGGCCAAAGAAGGAGGAGGCAAGGCAAAGGGAGCGAUGUCUAUCAACGUUCGUCACAUUCUGUGCGAAAAACAUGCUAGGAAAGAAGAGGCUUUGCUGAAGCUGAGCGAGGGUGUCAAAUUUGACGAGGUGGCACGGGCCUAUUCAGAAGACAAAGCACGACAAGGGGGUUCUCUAGGUUGGAAGAUUAAAGGGAGCCUGGAUCCUACGUUUGAAGAAGUUGCCUUUUCUUUGGAGCCGAGCACUACGAGCAAUCCUAAAAUUGGAGAGGCCAAGACUCCGUUUGGCUAUCACAUCAUCAUGGUCGAGGGGCGGAAAUAAAAAAUGGGCAACCGCAUGUUUUUCAGAGAGCAUUAGUGUGCAAAAAAGAGCCAGCAAUAUCAGAUGAUUCUUUAAAUUCCUUUUUUAUUUUUCCCGUCAUGCAAGUUGGCCA